CUGGGCUGUGUGUGUAGGCAGCAGCGCCAGAGGAAGAGGAGCACGAGGAUGCAGCUGCUACCGUGGCCCCAAGAGGGAGCAGGCACUGUUCUGUGGUCGCGGGGGCCAAGAAAUUGGAAUUAAGCCUGGGGGUCCUGUUGUUGAGGUGACCAGGGCAGACGGUCUUGCCAGAAGCUCAGGCCUAGUAUCCGGGGAGAGUUCGGUCCGCUGGGCGAAGGCCUGCCGCCUUUGCUUCUUCCUGGCCCUCCGAGUCGAUGGUGGUGAAGUUGGUGGCCGCCAGAGGCACAAGCACCAGGCUGCUUCUCAUGCACCCAGCGCUUUUCUGGCCCUGCUUGGACAGCUGCGACGCCGCCUCCUCUCGCCGGUGGAUCCCACCCUCAGCGGCGGGGGAGGGGGAAAGUUUUCCCCUCUGCCGGGCUGUGUGGUGCCGGGAGACAAGGAGACCUUAGGAAAGUAGGGGAAGAAUCUAGCAAUUGAGUUUUGUUCUGAUUGUACUGUGCUGAGCUGGGCAAAGAUAUCAUGGCGAAUGCAACGUGACCAAGCAUCUCACAGUCCUGCUGCCGCAUCUUCACUGCCAUGAUGGACUGCAUCCACUCAAAUUAUAUAGCAGAGAACUGACAUGCUGUUGAAAACCACUGAGCCAUGGGUUGAACUAAUGGGGCAAAUAUAGAGACUCACAUCUUAGCAGGGUCUCCCUCUGUUGCCUAUGGGGAGGGAUAUCUCUCCCAGGGCUCAAGGGAACCUCCUGUCAUGGCCUCCUGAAAUAAUGGGACUUGAGAGACUGCCUAACAUCUGAACAUACAGAACCAGAUAAACUCUUGCACCAUUGCUACCCCAACAUUUUACUCUAGAGGAAUGCUCCUGUACAUGGAUUCCAAGCAGGUUAAAAAGAAAAAUAGCUGAUUAAAUCUCUGAGGAGCCAGGGAACGGGAUGACGGCCACAGCUGCAGCAGAGACAUCGAAAAUGGAGAAGAGUGCUUCCAAGGAAGAGAAGCAGCAGCCACGGCAGGAGGCCAGCACAGAGCGAGGCAAUGCUGACCCUGAAGACUGGAUGAGCUCUGAGAGUGACCCUGAACAGCUGGGCUUUAAGAGUGGCCACAACAGCUGCCAACUUGCAGAUACUCCGCAGAAGAAGAAAGAGAUGCCCUCUAAGCCACAUCGCCAGCUCUGUCGGUCACCCUGCCUGGACCGGCCAAGCUUCUCCCAGAGCAGCAUAUUACAGGAUGGGAAGCUAGACCUGGAGAAGGAAUACCAAGCCAAGAUGGACUUUGCUCUAAAGCUGGGCUAUGCAGAAGAACAGAUUCAAUCAGUGCUUAAUAAACUAGGCCCAGAAUCACUUAUUAAUGAUGUAUUGGCAGAGCUUGUCAGACUUGGAAACAAAGGUGACUCAGAAGGGCAAGUCAACGUGAGUCUCGUGUUGCCCCGAGGGGCUAGCUCCAGAGAGAUCGCAAGCCCCGAAUUGUCUCUGGAAGAUGAAAUAGACAAUAGUGAUAACUUGAGACCAAUUGUUAUUGAUGGAAGUAAUGUGGCAAUGAGCCAUGGAAAUAAAGAAGAGUUCUCCUGCAGAGGAAUACAGCUUGCUGUGGAUUGGUUUCUAGACAAAGGCCAUAAAGAUAUCACUGUAUUCGUACCAGCAUGGAGAAAGGAGCAAUCCCGCCCUGAUGCACCAAUUACAGAUCAAGAUAUUCUACGUAAACUGGAGAAGGAAAAGAUUCUCGUCUUCACACCGUCCCGAAGGGUCCAAGGCAGAAGGGUGGUCUGCUAUGACGACCGGUUCAUAGUCAAAUUGGCUUUUGAUUCUGACGGCAUCAUUGUGUCCAAUGAUAACUACCGAGACCUUCAAGUUGAAAAGCCGGAAUGGAAGAAGUUUAUAGAGGAGCGGUUGCUGAUGUAUUCUUUUGUGAAUGAUAAAUUCAUGCCUCCUGAUGACCCUUUAGGACGCCAUGGUCCGAGCCUUGAGAAUUUCUUAAGAAAGAGACCUGUUGUCCCUGAGCAUAAAAAGCAACCAUGUCCUUAUGGCAAAAAAUGCACCUACGGCCACAAGUGCAAAUACUAUCAUCCGGAGCGGGCCAACCAACCCCAGCGUUCGGUGGCUGAUGAGCUCCGCAUCAGUGCCAAACUGUCCACAGUGAAAAUAAUGAGCGAAGACACCCUGGCCAAGUGUGGCGCAGGGAUGUCUACUGCCAAAGGUGAGAUAACCUCAGAGGUCAAACGUGUGGCCUCCAAGCGCCAAUCAGAUCCCAGCAUCCGGUCUGUGGCUGCGGAACCUGAAGAGUGGUUGUCCAUUGCGCGUAAACCCGAGGCCAGUUCUGUCCCUUCACUUGUGACCGCUUUAAGUGUUCCUACAAUCCCUCCCCCCAAAAGCCAUGCAGUGGGUGCACUCAACACCCGUUCAGCCAGCAGCCCAGUGCCAGGGUCCUCCCAUUUCCCCCAUCAAAAGGCCUCUUUGGAGCACAUGGUCAGCAUGCAAUACCCCCCUAUCUUGGUUACCAACAGCCAUGGCACCCCUAUUAACUAUACUGAGCAAUACCCAAAGUUUGAGACUAUGGGGGACCAUGACUACUAUUCAGUAUUAAGCGACUUCUCCAAAGUGAGCAUCAACAGCAUGCAUAAUCAUGAGUACUAUAUGUCUGAAGCAAACCAGGGGGUAUAUGUUCGGAAUCCCAGCCUCUGUACCGACAGUCACAUGAGCCAUACCAGGAAUGACAACUAUUCCUCUUACAACAACUUGUACUUGGCUGUAGCUGAUGCCCAUCCCGAAGGCACUUUGAAGCUGCACCGCUCAGCAUCCCACAACCAUCUUCAGCCGUUUUCCCAUGGUUACCAUGAAGCCUUAGCGAGAGUACAAAGCUAUGGUUCAGAAGAUUCCAAGCAAGCACCACACAAGCAGUCUGUCCCUCACUUAGCUGUGCAUGCCCAGAACUCAGCAACUGGAGCACACUCUAGCUGUCCUGGAGACUACACCAUGUCUCCCAAUCUCCAUCCUGUGGGAGCCUCCCAGUCAGGCCGUGCUCUGGUGAUGACUCGAAUGGAUAGCAUUUCUGACUCCCGCCUCUAUGACAGCAACCCCAUGAGGCAACGGCGACCCCCUCUGUGCAGGGAACAGCAUGCUAGUUGGGACCCAUUGCCCCGUACAGCUGACUCCUAUGGAUACCACUCCUAUCCCUUAGGUAACAGCCUCAUGCAACCAUCUUACGAACCAGUCAUGGUAAGGAGCAUGCCUGAAAAAAUGGAGCAGCUGUGGAGGAAUCCUUGGGUUGGAAUGUGCAAUGAUGCCAGGGAGCAUGUAAUACCAGAGCACCAAUAUCAGACGUACAAGAACCUCUGCAACAUCUUCCCGUCUAACAUUGUUCUUGCAGUGAUGGAGAAGAAUCCGCACACAGCAGAUGCGCAGCAACUGGCAGCCUUGAUUGUUGCCAAACUUCGGGCUGCACGUUGACAUGACACAAAGGACUUAUUCCUUUACAUAAAUACGAAUACUAAUAAUACACGAUACUAUAAUUCUAAUAAGUAAUAAUUUGUGUUGUACUUUUAAAAUUACAGAGUGUUUAUAUCAUUUUAGUUCGUAUCAACUCUGUGAGGUAGAUCUUGGUAACAUCUAAUUUUAUAGAGACGGAAACUGAAGCUUGAUGAAGUUAGCAGUAAAUGACCAAGUCAAGACACAACCCGAAGUUUACUGGCCCAAUGUCCCAUGUCCUUUUCCACUGAAGUGUGGAGGUAACGGAGGACAAAACGCAAGAAACCCCAAGGGAUUUCAUUACUGUUGUUUUCUUUUUGAGUUUUUGGAGACAGGGUCUCUCCUUGUAGCACAGGCUUUCCUGGUAGUUGCUAUGUCGACCAGGCUGGCCUUCAACUCACUCUGCCUGCGGAGUGCUAGGACUGAAGGCAUGUGCCACCACACCCAGCUACCAGGGUUUGCUUAGUCACAUAUUCCAUAUUAUAAAGUAUGGAUCAUCUGUCCAAUUUAGAGAGCAAAUACAUGAGGAUCAGAUUGCAUUGUGAAUUAACCUUUUAAGGGUUUAUAAUAGAGAUACUUAAAACUAAAAGUAACCACAGAUUUUAUUGCAUGGGUAUCUGAUCAUUCAAUAUCUUUAGCAAGGUAUAGGGGCCCAUUUGAAACUUCUAAAGAUAUAGAUGAAUCCUCCUCUUAGCAAUUCUACUGCAUGUAUGAAUUUAUAUAUUUGGUUUAAGAUGUGUUUGUAUCUCUGCUAUCAACUUUUUUAUCGUGAUAAUCAGACUGUAAGCUCUAUACAGUCUAUAGUUUACACCUGUAUAGAUCACAAAUACAACUCAAUGAUUUUGUCACAUUUUAUACUUUCAAUUUGAUUCAAAAGUGAAAUCACAUGUCAACAUUUAAACUUUUGCUUUCUUGAGCACCAGAGUAAAGCAGCUGUAUUUCUUUUAUAUAUUUUACUUGACCACAUUUAUUAACCAUUCUUGGCUUUCAAAUCUCUUCACCUUAGCAAAUUAGGGGUCAGGCUGAAGUUUUCUAUAGAGGAGGUACUCUAAGUGCAUAUUCAACACUUAGUAUGUAUGUUUAUUAUACACAAGCGCUAAAGAUCUGGACCAGGACCACGGGCCUUACUACCAGAAUCUAUUUCCCUUAUCCCAGGAGGGAUGGCAUUACAGAGUUGGAACUUCUGACCAAUUCAACAUUAUAGGACAAAGUGUCGUGAAAAAGCGUGCAUAAUCACGUACACCACCCUCUCCUGUUGUCCACUCUUUGAGCAAUAAGAUCAGUCAUUGGUAGAGGAGAAUCCCUUCAGGAAACAAAACCAGGGUAUUUUCUAGGUGGCAAAAGAGCAGCUUCCAAAGGGGAAGUGCUCUGCUAUGCACUUCGAAUCCAUGCAGAGAGGGUGGGCGCACUGGGUGGUAGGUAAUGCUGAGAUGCAGUCAAUAUUAAAGAGGGUUAUGACUUUUGGGUCAGGUAGCACCAUUUGCACAGUUUGAAUCUUAUUCUGGGUAGAAUCAUUUGUAGUGACAUGCCUCUACAAGAGGCAUUCAUUGUUUUGUUUUAAGAUGCAGUGAAUGAGCCCUCCUUUCUGAAUCCAUUGUAUAUUUCAACAUUUUGAACGAUGCCCAGCUCACAAUUUCUGAGGCUGGAACUUACUAACUUCUACAGUCCUUUUUCAUGAGAGUUGAGAAGGCCUGGUCAUGGCCUUUUGUUUCUUCAUGAGAAGGUGUAAUACUGCCUAUACAUGUUUCUUCCUGUGAAACACUUUGAACGUGAGGCUGUAGUCAGGGUUGUUUCUGGUGGUUUGAAUAACGGCUUCCAUGCUGCUUUCCAGCUUUCUCUCUGGGAAAGUUGACGAAUAGUACAUCUUAAACCAUAUUCCCUUAGUCACAACUUCCCAGUUAUGUCCGACCCGCUGGUUGUUCCAUUCCCAGUCUACUGAUAAAGGGAACAGUAUUUUCUACCAGGUAGGUCCAUACAAACCGACAGUUGUCUCUGCAGUGCUCUUUCCCGCCUGAGCAUCAUUUCAUACCUUCAGCUUCUUGGACCUUCUCAAUCUGCCCCUUGAGUAAAUCAGGGUAUUUGACAAUCUCAGAUUAUUCUGAUGCCUUUCUACCAAUUAGAUCCUCUUCCGGCCAAUGACUCUGCAGUGUCCAUGAGCUGCCCAGGUCACAGGGAAGCACAGGACACAUCUCAUUAGCUGCAGUUUAUCUGGAACAUGUUCAUGUUUAAAAUGCUAAAGAAUUGUAAGCUCCUCCCAGCAGGGGAAUUUUUUAAGAUAGCAUAUGUAUUUUUCACUUUCUAAGAAAGGAUUGCCAUUCUUCUCUCCUCGUCAAAUGUGUAUGAACCAAAGCAGCUAAGAGCAAUGCCUCAAAUAACCAGAAAUGACCUUUUGUUGAUACAAAUUGUAUCUCUUUUCUCCUGAUUGUAUAGAAACAAAUAUACAAAACUCAUCUUAAACUAUGUUUAGUACUUAAUUUUCACCAUAUUUGUGGCACUGUGUGUCACAGGAAAGUAGCCCAGGGGUAACGAGGGAGCUUUUAUUUCCAAAGGGCAGUAGUAGUUUAUAGACAAAUACAGUUUUCAAGGCCUCUUUAUUGUUAGAUGCACAACUAUUGUGUGUACAAUCUGCAACAUUGUGAUUCUCCUUAGCCUAUUAAAUUUAACAUGUCCUUAUAAAGGGGAUUUUUAUAAAGGGUCAAUAGUAAUAAACCAUAUGUAAGAAUCUUUAAUGGAGCUGUAUCAUUACGAAUGCAUUAAUCCAGUGUGGUUCUUACGUUACAGAAACAUUUUUUAUAUCAAGAUCUGCACACUUCUUGAUGUUUCCAUUUUGUCUAUGAUUAUAAAAUAGCAAAUAAAGAAGAGCAUUGAGACCUCGUUAGUGCCCUUAAGGGGCUAAGUGUGUGUCCUGUGGGAUACUCACCUCCAAGUACACAGCAGGAGUUAAGGCACAGUGUUCUGUGUGGUUUUUGAGGAGCAGCGGAUUCUGUAAGAGGUGCUUUGUAAUUUGAAUUUCUUCACUGAUUUUCUGACCUCAUAGCAAACCUGUGCCUGUCCAGGCCUUAGACUUUGUAGAUUUUCUGAUUUUCAUUUUCUUGCUGUGACCUUAUUGUUGUUGUUUUCAUUUCCAUCUAAAGGAGAAAGGUGACUCUGGAGGGUAUGGUCAAUUCAGGGCACCCUUUCUAUAAGACAGCUCACAGAAAAAGGAGCCUUUGCAAGGUAACAUGGAACUCCUGAACUCACUUAAGGUACCAGGUGUGGAGGAGAAAAUGACGGACAAUUUAUGGAAAUGGUCUGUAAAACUUUUCUUCUAAGCAAUGAAGCAUACAGCAUGAUUUUACCCCCCCCUUAAUAUCUCAACCUUCUAGUUUCUAAGAGACUACUCCUCUACAAUCCAUUUUUUUCAUUUUGAAAUAACCUUUAUAUAAUAAUUCAACCAUUAAUAUCUAUUAAUCUUUGUUACAGCUUCCUUCUAACAUGGGACAGUUCAUUGUGAAGAGGCUCUCAUUCUAUCUGUGCUCUACGUGUGCAGCUUUGUACAAAUGCCUUUGGAGGGGGGGCGACAAUUUCAAUAGUUUGUUUUGUUCUGUAAACCAGGUUUGGAAUUUGCAGAGGGCAAGUAAUGCCAAGUUGUCCAAAGAGCCCUCCCUGCUCAGGUCUCCUCCUAAUAACCCUUCUCUUCCUCCUCCUAGUUUGCUUCUCUUCGGAUAUGAAACUGAGGAGUGUAUAAUCUUCAAUCGACCAAAAUAGCACCAGUGUUAGUUUUCAUUUGAAACAAAACCAGUGUAUUUCUACAACUUGCUUGUCUAAAGUAGUCAAUGCCUCUGUGAAGACCCAGCAUAUUUGAUAUUUAUUGUAUUAUAGCUAGCUAUACACAUAGGCAGAUUGACUAUUUUUAGUCCUGGUUUGUGUAUCAUUGAGCUAUAGUAAUUUGUUUUAUCCAUUUGUGGGAUUAAACAGUAUUGUUUAAUGGUUGUAAACUUUUUAUAAAACCACUUUGGGUUUCUUAUUUGACCCAAACAUAAUGUAAGUCUCAAUGACAAAAUACAAAGCCAACCUGAGAUGAGUGAAAAUAUAGCCCUUGUCCAGUUUUGUCUGCUCCUAGGAUGCAUGUGCAAUGCUUUCUACAAUAAUCUCACUAGCAUGAAUGUACUUACAACUUCUCCAUGAGGUUCUGUUUCACCUGUAGUUGUGAUGAAAAUGCUGUAUUGUUGACAACAAUGAACUGUAAACCCAUUUAUUGCAUAAACUAUUUGUCUACUAAUCACUAAUGGAUCUUUCUUUAAGCACAUCAGCAACAAAAGUCAAAGUGAAUGCACAAACACUCCAAUUUGUUCCUAUAAUAUUAAACGUAUGACCUUUCAAUCUGCAUG
Microtus oregoni (creeping vole) is the source of this 7827-nucleotide messenger RNA. RefSeq names its product probable ribonuclease ZC3H12B. NCBI's taxonomy places the organism in Eukaryota, Metazoa, Chordata, Mammalia, Rodentia, Cricetidae. The record is from RefSeq and is a predicted model, not a curated record. Gene Ontology annotation, cellular component: nucleus; cytoplasmic ribonucleoprotein granule. The transcript is spliced from 10 exons. Gene Ontology annotation, molecular function: metal ion binding; mRNA binding; RNA endonuclease activity. The coding region runs from base 932 to 3439 and encodes 835 amino acids.